Messenger RNA from Stereum hirsutum FP-91666 SS1, 3333 nucleotides. RefSeq lists its product as uncharacterized. The transcript has 11 exons. Lineage: Eukaryota; Fungi; Basidiomycota; Agaricomycetes; Russulales; Stereaceae. The record is from RefSeq and is a predicted model, not a curated record. The annotation marks the transcript as partial.
CGCAAUAUACUCCUCGAUGAGGUUCUGCGACACGAAGGCCUUGCCGGACAGCAUCCCCUCUCUUUCUGCGCUUCCUGUCAGUUGGAAGCUGGGACUUUGCGCUGUGAGGACUGUGUAAGCAGCCAUCUAUACUGUGACUCUUGCGUUUGCGAGAAUCACAAGACGGCACCGCUUCAUCGGAUAAAACGUUGGGAAGGGCGUACUUUUGCCAGAUGCUCAUUGCGCGAAUGCGGGCUUUGUCUUCAACUCGGCCAUGACGGAGAUGAUUGCGCUCAUCCACAUCCCCAAUGUACGCUCACGAUCUUGGACAUCACAGGCGUUCACCAGAUCAAUGUACAGUUCUGUGAUUGUGCCAACGUCGGGUCCUCUCGCUACUACAUCCAGAUGAUGCGUGCCGGCUGGUGGCCCGCCUCCCUCGAACGUCCUCGAACAGGCUUUACCUUCCGCCUCCUCCAACAGUUUCACGCGCUCACCCUUAUCGCGAAAACGAACGCAUACGACUACUACCGCUCACUCAUGAAGAUAACAGAUGGAAGUGGGGUUCACCACCAUAAGUUUCGCUAUAGGGAAUUCAGUCUGUCUUUCCGUGGUUGGCGAAAUAUCACGGCAGGCAAGCGCGCAGGGCGCGCGUAUGAGGAGGGCGGUAUGGAAACAACUGCCGAUGGCGAGUUGUGUCCAAAGUGUCCCGCCUGCCCUAUCCCACUCGUCAACAUCCCGGCGAACUACCUCGACGCGCCUCCAGACAAGAAGUGGUUAUAUACGUUCUUCGUCGCCAUAGACGGGAACUUCAAGCUCAAACGCAAAAACCAUACAUUUGACGACAUUCACUUUUCACCUGGUAAGGGCUGUUUUGUAGACGAUGGUAAGUAUCGCGCGACCAUCGACAGGCAUGUGGAUGAUGAACCAGAAGUCAAAGUUUGCGAAUCCAACUAUAACGUUCUCGACCGUGCAAACGCUCAGACGUCGACUCGUUUUGCCUCUACUGGCAUCGGAUCUGCAGAGUGCGGACACCACUACUUCUUCUUGCCCAAUGGUGUUGGCGAUUUUCAGAAGGGGGAGAGGUACAUCAACAUCGGCUAUGUUCUACUCCGUGCCAUCGCACUCACGCAUCCCGAAUGGUGGCGGCUAGUAAUAUCCUACGACAUUGCAUGCCAAUUCUCCCUCAACUUCUUCAAGCGCAUGAAGGACUUCGACAUCACCUUCCGUAUCGACCCCGACAAUUGUGAAAUCAUAUUCCUCGUUCCUAAAUUUCAUCUUCCCGCCCACGGUGAAAGCUGCCAUAUCAAAUUUGCGUUCAACUACCGCACCGGUGUCGGACGCACCUACGGGGAGGGAAUCGAAGCUAACUGGUCCGAAACCAACUUCGCCGCCCUAGCUACCCGUGAGAUGCCAUUUGGCGCACGCCAGGAGACUCUCGACGACCUCUUUGCAUGGAUGAACUGGCAGAAAACCAUCACCUUCGGAGAACGAUUCUCAAAGUCGCUUAACAUUGCUGUCGCUGCCUCAGAGAAGACCCAGAAGAAGUUCAAACAGCUGAGAGAUACAUUUGAGGCUGAUGUCGUCGAGUGCUGGGACAGGGAGAUUGAGGCCUGGACGCAGGACUCGACCCAGGAUAAUCCAUACCAAGAACCCGAGGUGACCCAUGUAACUGUCGCACAAUGUUUGGAGGCCAUUGGAAGAGAAGAGGCUGCAGAGGCUGCCGCGGGGGUUCUAGCACCUCACGAAAUAACGGCCGGUAAAUUUCUCAGUGUCGGCAUGGACCUUCAAGAACAACAGUACGUCCGCACUUUGAGAUCCCUUCACCCCAUAUUCCUUGACGCGAAGACAGCAGAUGAGAGAGCCGAGCUGCAAAGCCAACGGAACACGCUUGCUCAUCGCCAGACUAAUUGGCGUAGCAUCCUCGCAUUUUACAUGCCCGUAGCCUCCCAGCUUGAUACGCACGCAGGAACCACGAAUUCCACUGGCGAGGGUGAGGAAGCGGACGAAGACAGUUUGGCGAAACCAGAAUACGACAAGUUAUGGUUCCCUUCCGAUCGGCCAGCUGAUAUCGCGGUAGAGAGAUGGAGGGCGGGUAUGGCUGGAGGGUUGAUGGACAAAGAGAGAAGGCUUCGAGAGGCAGAGUGCGAGGACUGUUUGCGUCAGAUCAGGAGGUACAUCCGAGUGCGGAUGGGCUUAGUAUCGUACAAGAAAACACAUGUGGCUGGCAGGGGGAACGGUAGUAACACCCGGGCCCAGAGCGCCAUUUCCAGCAUACAGGACAAAAUCAAACGCCUCCGUGUUCGCUACAACGAAUCUCUUCAACGCCUUUCCAUCCUCGACAGCGACCCGGCUUCUCCAUGGCGCUCGCGACUGCUCGAAAUGCAGGUCGCUGAUCUCAAGACUCCUAGUGGACUCGACCCUUUUGAUUCCGAGUAUGAGGACGACGACGCGAGUUCCAGGCGCCGCAGAGCAUUAGGGGAUGGAUAUCGAGAUCUCUCCUGGAUAUGGAGUGGGCUGCGACCUGAUGUUGACGAUGUCUGGGCAGACAGUGCUUCACGUGAGGAGGUCGUGGCAGAAAUGCGCUCCACAUAUGCGAGAGCCAAGGCGCGUUGGUGUCGAUGGGAGGAGGAAAUCCAGCUGCUUCUUGAAGAGAUGCGGAGGGUUGUGGCGACAUUCUUUUGGAUGGAAAGGAGAUGGUUGGCGAGGACAACAUAUCGUCCGGAAGCUCGCGAGGACAUCCACAGUGGCCUAGUCUCUUACGCGUUGAGACAGGCAAGUGUCUAUCGAGGCCUUGCGUAUCGUUUUGGGUUGAAGUGGGUACCGCAGGUAGCGGCUCUGGGGCUUGACGUCGAUUGGGAACCCGGGCUUGUUGACUAUGUCCAGUCAGUUAUUAGGACACGCUCAGCUACAAGGUCUGCGGGCUUCUUCACCGCCAGCUCUAACACGCCUUCAUCACCUUUUACCUCCUCGCCAAUGACGGAGUUGCCUUCCCACGCCACAACAAUCUCACCUUCGGGCGCCACACCUGUACCCGGAGGCGGACUCUGUGCGCCUUCAUCUUCUUCUACUAAUGUCACCACCGUACCCGACACCACCGCCACGCCUUUUAUCGACUUACAAUCGGAAACCAACAAAACAUCGACCUUUCCCGCGACAAACGGUGUUGGGGAAGCUGAUCGCUGGACACAGGAUGCUCGGGAUGCAAUAUCUGCCGAGUUACACUUACUAGAGGCAGUACAUAAUCUUCAUUUAGACGUCUCCGAUGAGUCUGACGGUGUUGCCUCUGACUCUUCUGGAGAAGACAUGAGACAUAAUAAUGGUGGAAUAUCGUAUGGUGGCUUUGAUUCUGAUUAA